Messenger RNA from Striga hermonthica, 2493 nucleotides. The record is from the annotation of a GenBank genome assembly. NCBI's taxonomy places the organism in Eukaryota, Viridiplantae, Streptophyta, Magnoliopsida, Lamiales, Orobanchaceae.
AUGGCGGAAGGAUCGGAGAGGGGGAGCAGGGGGUUUGCGUCGAUGGAUUCGAUAGAGUCGCGCUGGGUGUACCAGGACGACGAGGGGUCUGAGAUCGACAACGACGGCGACGAAGGCGGCGUCGACUCGCCGCUGCGGGAUUCCGACGACGAGGAUAAUGUCGAGCAGAGGCUGAUUCGGACUGGGCGUCGGAUAGAUUUGUUCGAUGUUGAGGCUCUCGAAGUUCCCGGCGCUCCGAGGAAUGAUUUUGAGGAUAUCACUUUGAGCAGGAGAAUAGUAUUGGCCUUUCAGACACCUGGGGUUGUUUUUGGUGAUGUGGGGACUAGUCCACUAUACACCUUCAGUGUGAUGUUCAGCAAGGCACCAGUUAAUGGUGAUGAAGAUGUUCUUGGUGCAUUGUCUUUAGUUUUGUACACCUUAAUUCUGGUCUCAUUGAUCAAAUACGUCUUUAUUGUUCUUUGGGCGAAUGAUGAUGGUGAAGGUGGCACAUUUGCUCUAUACUCUUUGAUAUGUAGGCAUGCCAAAGUUAGUCUUCUCCCGAGCCAACUACCAUCAGAUGCUCGCAUAUCAAACUUUAGACUUAAGGUGCCAUCAGCCGAACUAGAGAGAUCCUUGAAAAUAAAGGAAAGACUCGAAGCUUCGUUGACAUUGAAAAAGCUUCUUCUUAUGUUGGUUCUGGCUGGCACUUCUAUGGUGAUAGCUGAUGGUGUUGUCACACCUGCAAUGUCAGUUAUAUCAGCUGUUGGUGGCUUGAAAAUUGGGGUUUCUGGGUUUACACAAGAUCACGUGGUGAUGAUCUCGGUCGCAUUUCUUGUUAUUUUGUUCAGUGUACAGAGGUAUGGAACAAGUAAAGUUGGGCUUAUCGUUGGUCCUGCCUUGUUUGUAUGGUUUUGUUCUCUUGGGGGCAUUGGCAUGUACAACCUUCUCAAAUAUGACCGUAGUGUUUUGCGGGCAUUCAAUCCGAUUCAUAUAUUUUAUUUCUUCAAGCGCAAUUCAACCAAGGCUUGGUAUUCCUUAGGGGGAUGUAUCCUUUGUGCAACAGGUUCUGAGGCAAUGUUUGCGGAUCUUUGCUAUUUUUCUCUUACAUUUGGGUUGCUGGUAUUACCUUGCCUUCUUUUGGGUUACCUUGGUCAAGCUGCUUACCUUAUGGCGAACCAUGCAGACACAACACAGACUUUCUUCUCUUCUGUUCCAAGUGGAGCUUUCUGGCCUGUCUUCCUCAUAGCAAAUGUAGCUGCACUCAUUGCUAGUAGGGCUAUGACGACUGCCACUUUCUCUUGUAUUAAACAAUCCAUAGCUCUUGGUUGCUUUCCUCGUCUGAAAAUUAUCCAUACCUCGAGAAAAUUCAUGGGCCAAAUAUAUAUUCCAGUCAUGAAUUGGUUUCUACUGAUUCUGACCCUUGUGUUAGUCUGCAAUAUCUCAAGUAUUUAUGAGAUUGGCAAUGCAUAUGGGAUUGCUGAACUGGGAGUUAUGAUGAUGACUACAAGCUUAGUGACCCUAGUGAUGAUUCUUAUAUGGCAGAUGAACAUUUUUGUCGUGCUGAGUUUUGCUAUCAUCUUCUUGGGGUUGGAGUUGACAUUUUUUUCUUCCGUAUUGUGGAGCGUGGGGGACGGGAGUUGGAUCAUACUGGUUUUUGCCAUUGUCAUCUUCUUAAUUAUGUACAUAUGGAAUUAUGGGAGCAAGCUAAAGUAUGAAACGGAAGUUAAGCAAAAGAUGUCAAUUGAUGUUCUGCGUAAACUGGGUCCCGAUCUGGGAACAGUUAGAGCUCCUGGCAUUGGCUUGCUUUACAACGAGCUGGCAAAGGGGAUACCUGCUAUAUUCGGGCACUUCAUAACCACUCUACCCGCUAUUCAUUCGAUGAUCAUAUUUGUUUGUAUAAAGUAUGUCCCCUUGCCAGUGGUGCCUCCAACCGAGAGAUUCCUUUUCAGGCGAGUUUGCGCUAAAAGCUACCACAUAUUUCGUUGUGUUGCCAGAUACGGGUACAAGGAUGUGCGCAAGGAAAACCACCAGGCAUUUGAGCAGCUGUUGAUCGAGAGCCUCGAGAAAUUCAUUCGCCGGGAAGCCCAGGAAAGAUCCCUCGAGAGCGAUAUCGAUGCAGACGAUGACAAUGACUCAGAAGAAGACAACUUGUCGAGAAUCCUAAUAGCUCCCAACGGCAGUGUCUACUCCCUCGCCGUGCCUCUCCUGGCCGAAUUCAAGGACACGAGCAAUUUCAUCGAGGAUCGGGUUGGGCCCCACAACGAGCAGGCCCGAGCUGAUGACGAGCAGAGCCUCGACAAAGAGCUCUCGUUCCUGCGCAAGGCCAAGGAAUCGGGUGUUGUGUACCUUCUCGGGCACGGUGAUAUUCGGGCCCACAAGGAGUCAUGGUUCAUCAAGAAGCUCGUUAUUAACUACUUUUAUGCCUUCCUAAGGAAGAACUGCAGACAGGGGACGGCUAACCUGACUGUGCCCCAUUCUCACCUGAUACAGGUCGGCAUGACGUACAUGGUCUGA